This is a messenger RNA of Pseudovirgaria hyperparasitica, 1073 nucleotides long. RefSeq lists its product as uncharacterized. The record is from RefSeq and is a predicted model, not a curated record. NCBI's taxonomy places the organism in Eukaryota, Fungi, Ascomycota, Dothideomycetes, Acrospermales, Acrospermaceae. The coding region runs from base 317 to 916 and encodes 199 amino acids. The transcript has a single exon.
UACUCAUAAACAUCUAAAUGCUAAGCUUGCAUCCAUCCUGUCGCGGCCAUCCAACUAUCCUCUACACCGGUUCCGUCACCAAUACCAGACCAGUAUUACCACUACCACUCUAUUCAAUCCCCCGGUCUUUACCUUCCACGUCACCUCCUCGACUAAGCAUCUUAUCACCGGCAGGCUACCAAGACUACAUCACUUAAGAUUCCUGCUACCGCUACCGCUAUUCCUAGGCGCCACGCCUUGUUAAAAGCUUGCCGUUUCUUCCCCUACCCUCACUAGAAGAUACCAAGCAUCUUCUCCCACUUUACCAAGACUCGCCAUGUGUAUAGCCGAGCUCAACGUCGCCAGUCGCGACUGCCAGCAUCGCUGGUAUCAUCUUGUUCGCUCCUGCAGCGACUCCACCAACCUCGACAACUGCACACGGAAGCUCGGUCUCGAGGGCUGGGAGAUCCGUUGUGACUUCUGUCCUUGGUGCGAUGGCUGGAACACAGACGAUGGCUCGUAUCGCAUCAUCGGCGGAGGUCGGACGCCGUCCACAGCAAGCAGUCACCAUCUAUCACGCAAGCCUUCCACAUCCUUGUCCAGCACACGACGAGAGAGCCGGUCAGGCAGUCUGUCACGAACGGGGAGCAACAAUAGCAUCACAGUAAUGUCCCACAGCGUAAAGAACAGAGCCAUCAAUGCUCGCAUCGACUCGUACCUCAACAACCGCCCGGAACGCAUGCAGUCCAUCGAUUCACGACUAUCAGAAUUCAUGGAGGAACAAGACGACGACGACGAUAGUCCGACGGAGUCAGGAUCUAGCAACAACGGCAGCCAACCAACUGGCUCACAUGCCAAACCCUCGUCCGUGUUCGGCAAAAGCCUCAGGAAGAAGACCAAGAUGAUGGGCAAAGGCUUCUUUAGCUUCGUCAAGUAGGGUCCAGCCAGGCUGGUGAUCUGUCACAUUUUCCUCGUUUGACAGCUUCCCCCGCCUCGAACUCUGCCUUGUCUUGGAGCGCACCUUUGUUUUGUCGAUACCCCACACAGCGCCAUUGUUAUUUUUCUUGCAGCGACACAAUGAAACGCUGUGCUUU